Molecule: messenger RNA, 648 nt
Organism: Hibiscus syriacus
Lineage: Eukaryota; Viridiplantae; Streptophyta; Magnoliopsida; Malvales; Malvaceae
Product: protein SRC1-like
Exons: 2
Coding region: 4-444 (146 amino acids)
Source: RefSeq, a predicted model, not a curated record
ACAAUGUCGGGAAUCAUGAACAAGAUCAUGGGAGGUGAUCAAAAGAAAGAGGAAGAAAAGCACCUUGGAGAAGGUCACCCUGAUGGAGGCCAUGGCCAAGCCUAUGAGCGCAAGGAAGAAGGACAUUAUGAUGCUGGCCAUGGUCACGGUUAUGGCACGGGUAUGACCGGUGGUACUGCCAUGACCGGUACCGAAUACAAGGGAGAGACCGGCCAUGGUUAUGGCACAGGCACAGGAACAGGCAUGACUGGAGCCACGUACAUGGGAGAGGCCGGUCACGGCCAUGCCCAUGGCGAGCAGCACAAAGAAGGCUUAAUGGAUAAGAUUAAGGACAAGAUACAUGGCGACGGAACUACGGAACAUGGUCAGGAGGGCGAAAAUAAGAAGAAGGAGAAGAAGAAGCAUGAAGGUGGUCGUGACGGCAGCAGCAGCGACAGUGAUUAGACGUUCGCUAUCGUCUCAGAAUUCCUCUCCUUAUAGUAUAGGGUUCAUGGGAUGAAAAUAUGGCUUAUCAUAUGCUUUUACUUUGCGGAAAAAGAAAAGAAAAAAACAUAUUUGUAUAAUAUUAGUAUCGUGUGAUGUAUUUUGGCAUGCUAUGAAUGAAAUAUGAUACAUGAGAAUAAAAUUUUGGUUUUUCUAAUGUUCCAA